This is a messenger RNA of Syngnathus acus (greater pipefish), 1609 nucleotides long. It is a transcript of the gene hoxd11a, whose product is annotated as homeobox D11a. Bases 401 to 1183 code for a protein of 260 amino acids. Gene Ontology annotation, cellular component: nucleus. The record is from RefSeq and is a predicted model, not a curated record. Gene Ontology annotation, biological process: anatomical structure development; regulation of transcription by RNA polymerase II. Lineage: Eukaryota; Metazoa; Chordata; Actinopteri; Syngnathiformes; Syngnathidae. Gene Ontology annotation, molecular function: DNA-binding transcription factor activity, RNA polymerase II-specific; RNA polymerase II cis-regulatory region sequence-specific DNA binding. The transcript has 2 exons.
AUGCGCGCGGAUGGCAACUUGUCAACUUGCUGUCAAUGAGUGAGACUGAAUGAAAAUAUUGCAGUUCCUCUUUUUCGUCUUGGUCUCCCUCGUUCAUGAUGGCGCAAGAGAGGAGUUCCCCCCCAGCAUCCAGGGAGCCAAUGGAGGCUCUCCCACGGCCUCACAUGAGUUUCUCAGGACGGCUUUUUUUUUUUUUUUUAAUGACCGAUAUUGAUGUAUGGUAAUUUCUUGGCCGGCGGAUCACAUGACACAAUUACCUCAAGAAUCGAUCAAGAUGUAUAGCGAGCCCGCUCGCGGCUCUUUGCGCGCGUCUGGGCUGCCGAGCCAGAUGGGCCAAGUUUAACGGGCACAAGCCGCGGAGAAGCCUCCUCCUCCGCCUCCUGGUCCCGCCGCCGCAGACAUGACGGACUACGACGAGCGCUCUUCCAACAUGUAUCUGCCGAGCUGCACUUACUACGUCUCCACGCCCGAUUUCACCUCCGUCUCGUCCUUUUUGCCGCAAAGCACCUCGUGCCAGGUGAAUUUCCCCUACUCGGCCAACAUCGGACAACCUGUCCGUGAGGUCUCCUUCAGGGAUUACGGACUGGAGCACCCCAGCAAAUGGCACUACCGGGGCAACUACGCGUCCUACUACUCCUCGGAGGAGAUCAUGCACCGGGAUUUGAUCCAGUCGUCCUUCAAGAGCGAGCCCCUCUACGGCGGCGGCCCCCACGCGGGCGCCGCCUCGCCCUGCAACCUCUUCCCCGGCGUGGGACGCAACGGGGUCCUGCCGCAGGGCUUCGACCAGUUCUUCGACGGUUCCAACUCGGACAAGAGCGCCGCCGAGCCGCCGCCUCCUCCUCCGCCGCCGCAGCCCAGACAGAAAAGCGGCGAGGACACGGCCGGUGACGAGCCCAGCGUGGACGACGACUCGUCGUCCAACUGUGGCGACAAGAGCAGCCAGCAGACCUCGACAAGCAAGUCACGAAAGAAAAGAUGUCCCUACUCCAAGUACCAGAUCCGAGAACUUGAGCGAGAGUUCUUCUUCAACGUGUACAUCAACAAGGAGAAACGCCUGCAGCUCUCCAGGAUGCUCAACCUGUCCGACCGCCAAGUCAAGAUUUGGUUCCAGAACAGACGGAUGAAGGAGAAGAAGCUCAACCGUGACCGUCUACAGUACUUCACUGGCAACCCGCUCUUCUGAUACACACAACACACAAACAAAAUACACACACUAAUAUAUAUACAAACACACGCCAAAGACUGAGCCCUUAUGCAUAUGUCAGCCGCCAUGUAUUCGAAACGGCAGCGUGACGUCACGUGUGUCCAAUUCAUUUAUUUAAGUUAAUCACACCUAUGAAAACAAACUAUAUUUUAGCCGACAUUAUUUAUUCGUGUGUAUGAGCAUUUAAAGGAUGCAUGUCAUGUGGUGUCAAUGUGUCAAAGCAAAAAUGUUCAACUAAAUGACAAGCGGCUGACGGAGAAUCUUUUUAGCCUGGGGAGAAAUGCGACUCCUCGCCUUUAUUUCCCCUCCUUUCACACACUGGAUUGUUUACUAAACCUUGAACCGUCUAGACACAAUCAUAAAAGCAGCUGUAAACGGCUAAAUAAGGGGCUAUUGGACUUUGGA